Molecule: messenger RNA, 571 nt
Organism: Leptinotarsa decemlineata (Colorado potato beetle)
Lineage: Eukaryota; Metazoa; Arthropoda; Insecta; Coleoptera; Chrysomelidae
Source: RefSeq, a predicted model, not a curated record
GAGAGGACGUCUUUCAGCACUUUAGAAAUAACCACAGCGAUACCGGUCCUGUGGUUCAAUAUUUUACUUCAAAUAUCAGUAUUUUCAUAGGAGAAAUAAAUGGUACUGAAGAUAUCUCGUAUGUUAUUUAUAGUAAUGACAAUACUUUCUUUUUAAAAAUCAGCCUAGAUACAGCUGAAGGAGAUCAUACUGCAAUACCAAACAUUUUGUUAUGGGUGUGGUAUUUGGGCAAUAAGAAUGCAUCGAAGUACUUUGAAAUUCAAGCAGAGGUAAAGGACAGUUCCAAAGAAGACGUUCUUCUUAGUGUGAGGAGCUCUGUAUUUUCCCUAUGCUCUACAUCGUCAGAAGAAAUCAAGGCAUCUAAAAAGGGUAUUUUUUUGAGCUCAAAGAGCAUUGAAGCUCUAGGGUUCAAUUCGAAAAAAUUUAAACUGGAUGUUACAAUCUUGAGAAACGAAUUAUAAAUAUCAGAUUAUAUUUUCAGCAAUUUUAUAUUGAAAUUUCCUACUCAUACUUUUUGAGUGAUUUGUGUUAUUUAUGUUUUCAUAAUAAAAGAUAUCAUGUUGGAUUCUAA